Acaromyces ingoldii is the source of this 1367-nucleotide messenger RNA. Its product is annotated as flap endonuclease 1. NCBI's taxonomy places the organism in Eukaryota, Fungi, Basidiomycota, Exobasidiomycetes, Exobasidiales, Cryptobasidiaceae. The record is from RefSeq and is a predicted model, not a curated record. The transcript has 8 exons. Gene Ontology annotation, cellular component: nucleus; cytoplasm. Bases 91 to 1224 code for a protein of 377 amino acids. Gene Ontology annotation, molecular function: DNA binding; 5'-3' exonuclease activity; 5'-flap endonuclease activity.
CAAAAAGCCAAGCGCGUGCGCCGCGUCGCGCUUCUUUCCCAGACCAACAGGAUUGAUUGCGUUGCUCCAGGACGACUGUCACUAGCCAAGAUGGGUAUCAAGGGUCUGACGGGACUGAUCAGCGAUGAGGCGCCCGACGCGAUCAAGGAGCACGACAUCAAGACGUACUUUGGCCGCAAGGUGGCCAUCGACGCCAGCAUGAGUCUAUACCAGUUCCUCAUUGCCGUGCGUCAGAGCGAUGGGCAGCAGCUCAUGAGCGAAAACGGCGAGACAACGAGCCAUCUCAUGGGCUUCUUCUACCGCACCUUGCGCAUGAUCGACGUCGGCAUCAAGCCCAUGUACGUCUUUGAUGGCAAGCCGCCGGACCUCAAGGCAAAGGUGCUCCAGGGACGCUAUGGGAGAAGGGAAGAGGCGCGUGAAGAGGAGGAAGAGGAGAAGGAUGUUGCGACCGAGGAGAGGGCCGACCAGUUGGCGCGAAGGCAGGUCAAGGUGACGAAGCAGCACAACCAGGAAGUGAGGGAGCUGCUAAAGCUCAUGGGCAUCCCAUGCAUCACUGCACCCUCCGAGGCCGAGGCGCAGUGUGCCGAGCUGGUCAAGGCUGGCAAAGUCUUUGCAGCCGGCUCAGAGGACAUGGACACCCUGACUUUUGGCACGCCCAUCUUGCUCAAACAUCUGACAUUUUCCGAGGCAAAGAAGAUGCCUGUGCAUGAGGUGAACCUCGCAAAGGCCCUCGAGGGGCUCAAGAUGGACGUCGACCAGUUCACCGACCUGUGCAUCCUCCUGGGGUGUGACUACAUGGAGCAGAUCAAGGGAAUCGGUCCCAAGACGGCACUGAAGCUGCUGCGCGAGCACGACAACAUCGAGGGCGUCCUCAAGCACAUCAAGGACAGCGGCAAAAAGAUCACCGUGCCUGAAGUCUGGCCCUUUGAGGAGGCGAGGGCCAUCUUCAAGGGCCCCGACGUGCAGAAGGGCGAUGAUCUGGAGCUCAAGUGGGAGGCACCGGACAUUGAAGGCCUUGUCAAUUUCCUGUGCGGAGACAAAGGAUUCAAUGAAGACCGGAUUCGAAAGGGUGCCGAAAAGCUUCAAAAGGCGAUUGGCCAGAAGCAGCAAGGCAGGCUCGACAACUUCUUCACCGUUGCCUCAACUAAACGCAAGGCAGAGCCAGAAGAAGACAAGAAGAAAGGAUCAAACAAGAAGAAGGCAACGGCGUCCAAGAAAAAGUAGCCGUGCCCAUCCUUUUGCUCUGGCCCAUGUACUAGUACGAUUUCCACCUCGGAACUGAGUCUUCUUUCGGCAUCAAGCUGCAUUUCUGCCUUGUCUAGUGGUGCUGAGGUCAAGAAAGCUUGGCGCUGAGCUGCCUCGGGAAC